UAAGUCUACAAUGUUUGAUUUUGCUACAUCUGUAUCAUCAAAUUACAGGAUACAAACGUCAUGGCUUAUUUAAAAAAUGCGGUCUGUUCGCCAAGGUCGAGCGUAGAUAUGAAUGUAGUAUAAAAGAGAAGUGAAUAUCGUCAAUUUCACUUUCAGUUGCGACUCGGCUUGCAGUGAUCAUCAAGCAUGUUGCCCUUAACUGUCUUCUUGGUGUUCGGCGUUCUUGCGCAGCAGACGUUCGCUGACGAACCCGAAGCAAUCAUCGGCGGUCAGCGCGCUGCACCAGGUGAAUUCCCGUGGCAGUGCUCCUUGGUUGUGGAUGGCGAACACAGCUGCGGCUGUUCCAUCAUUGGCCCUAGCAAGAUUCUGACAGCGGCCCAUUGUUUGAAUGAUGUCGUUGCACCACCCUACACUAAUCUCCGCGUUCUUACUGGAAGUAUUAUCAUCAACCAAGGAUCGUCUCAUGUUGUGAAAAGCGCACGCAUACAUCCUAACUACAUCCCGGACAUAUCGGCAGCCUGGGUGAACGACAUUGCUGUUAUUACUCUUGAAACACCAAUCCAAUUCGACAAAUUCCAAACGCCUAUUCCUCUUGCUGACUCUCCACCAGUUCUCGGUACGGUAUGUACUCUGUCUGGAUGGGGAUUGAAGACUGUGCUCGGAAAUCCUUCUAAAGUCCUUCUCAAGAUGGAUCAAAGCAUUGUUUCCAACCAAGUUUGCCAGAAUAAUCACGGACUUAAAGUUACCGAAAGCCACUUGUGCGCGUUCAACAGACGCGGAAGCGGUGCUUGCACGGGUGACAGCGGUGGCCCACUUGUAUGCAACGGCAAGCAAUACGGUAUUAAUUCUUGGGUCCUUCCUUCAUUGAGUUGCGCUCUCGGACCUGAUGGUUAUACCAACGUCUAUCAUCAUCUUCAGUUUAUUAAUUCAUCUUAGGCAAACAAAUUUUGGCACGAUAUAAAUUGGCAUGAAUACAUUCUGAAACUGGUUAGAUGAACAUUAUGCUCAUAGGUGGAUUGGUCGAGGAGGACCGGUU
This is a messenger RNA of Ooceraea biroi (clonal raider ant), 1036 nucleotides long. Its product is annotated as chymotrypsin-1. Gene Ontology annotation, molecular function: serine-type endopeptidase activity. Gene Ontology annotation, biological process: proteolysis. NCBI's taxonomy places the organism in Eukaryota, Metazoa, Arthropoda, Insecta, Hymenoptera, Formicidae. The record is from RefSeq and is a predicted model, not a curated record.